AUGGCAUCUACAACAGGACAACAAUACCUCGACAUUGAAAUUAAAGAUGACAUGAAGUAUGACAUCCGAAUCGAAAAUGCUCAUAUAGAAAGCGGCGAGUUUUACAGGGAGGGUGACCAAAACGAUACCCUAACCACCGACGACAUUGAAGAUAUGAUUAUUCGCCAUAACGGGGGUCUGCGGCAUGUCUGUUCCUGUGGCGAAGAAAAAGGCUUCAAGGGGCUGCAAGGCACAAUUGACCUCAUCGACGAUGUAAAGGAUGCCAGAAUCUGCACCCUAGCAUGGAAUGCUCCUAUGGAGCCUGGAAAGAGGAAUACAUUCAUGCUGCGUGAUCAGGACCCACGAUACAAUAUCAACAUCGGAAAGUGGAAUGAAUCCGGUAUCUUGGGCAGGGUUCCAGUUACCAUCAGCGACGAGUAG
Messenger RNA from Aspergillus fischeri NRRL 181, 420 nucleotides. RefSeq names its product aegerolysin family protein. The record is from RefSeq and is a predicted model, not a curated record. Bases 1 to 420 code for a protein of 139 amino acids. Gene Ontology annotation, biological process: symbiont-mediated hemolysis of host erythrocyte. NCBI's taxonomy places the organism in Eukaryota, Fungi, Ascomycota, Eurotiomycetes, Eurotiales, Aspergillaceae. The transcript is spliced from 2 exons.